Messenger RNA from Anopheles nili, 4084 nucleotides. RefSeq names its product E3 ubiquitin-protein ligase SHPRH. The record is from RefSeq and is a predicted model, not a curated record. The transcript is spliced from 3 exons. Lineage: Eukaryota; Metazoa; Arthropoda; Insecta; Diptera; Culicidae. Gene Ontology annotation, biological process: DNA damage response; protein polyubiquitination. Gene Ontology annotation, molecular function: ATP-dependent chromatin remodeler activity; ubiquitin protein ligase activity; ATP binding. Gene Ontology annotation, cellular component: nucleus. Bases 1 to 3963 code for a protein of 1320 amino acids.
AUGCUUCCAAACGGCGCCGGACCAAACAGCAUCACUCCACAAACCCACCAAUCACCAACUGCAACUAGCUCGUCGCCAAAUUAUUUCACAUACGAUCGCAAAACGUUCCUUUUGUUAGACGAUCAAAUAAACGUAAAAUCAAUCAUUCGUGAUGUGUGUCGAGUUCCAGAAUACAAGCUACGCGAACGAACCGAUGCUUGCGAUAGCUCGUCUGUAAAAUUGGGAAUUUACUUGCGUAUGCUUCGUCCCGGUGAAGAUUUCGAUCACGGCUGCCAGCAGCAGCGAAAGCGUUUAGUUGAACUUCUGUUUACAGAAACAGACCGCCAAUGCUUCACCCAACAGGAGCUGGAAAAACGUUCACCAUUGUCAUCUAACGAAGAUGGAUCAAGCCUCUCGAUGCCGCAGUUCUUCGAUCAAUUGCGCCGGCACCAUCAGGCUAAAUUAGCCGAUGAUCAGGCGAAACCCGACACAGACGCUAUCACGCAUCAGUUCCUGCGACCCAAGUUGCGUCCCUACCAGCAACAAGCCAUCCGGUGGAUGAUGAAUCGCGAAACCAUCCCAGUCUCACUGCCAGCGCAGUAUGUGCGUCUUCAGAAUGCCUGCUUGCCGGAGAUGAGCUUCUUCAUGGAGUUCAAUAACGAGGUGUGUGAUAAGGAACCGCCACCAAUCCGCCUACCAACCGGUGGGAUACUGGCCGAUGAGAUGGGCAUGGGCAAAACGGUCGAAAUGCUUGGUUUGCUGCUCUUGAACAGACGUGCUCCGAAAGGGAUCAAACGUGACGUUUCGCAAACGAAUUUUACUCCCAAAAAUACGAAGAAUACGAUAAAAAGAAGGAAAGCUUCUGAAAGUAAUGACUCAGAAGACUACGCCGAGCUGAGGUGUCUCUGCUUGAGUACCGGCAGAAAGAACACCGUCGAAUGUCACAAAUGCGGUCUCCUGCAGCACCGAAAGUGUGUUCUCAAACAUCAUACACCGGGGCAGGGUAACAAGCUAAAAUACAUGUGCCCCGAAUGCUGGCGUACGAAGCCCCUUGUGGAGUCCGGUGCUACAAUUAUCGUUUCACCGGCAUCCAUCAAAUACCAGUGGGAAUCUGAAAUCCGGAAGCACAUAACCGAUCCCAACUUUCGGAUGUUCGUUUACAACGGCAUCACCAGCGGCGGAUGGAUCAGUCCGGCUGACCUCGCCUCGUAUGAUGUCGUGCUGACGGACUACUCCGUGUUGCGGCCAGAAAUCUACUUCGUUGCAGAGAAUGCACGAUUUUCACGCCACGAAAAGCGCUUCCUCAGUCCGGCUACGCCACUUACGAUGGUGCGUUGGUGGCGUGUUUGUCUCGACGAAGCUCAAAUGGUCGAAGGGGUAAAUACCAACGCUACGAAAAUGGUGAAAGAACUGCCUGCCGUACACCGCUGGACUGUAACCGGUACACCGGUGGAGAAGACCAUCGACAACCUGUACGGGUUGGUGCAUUUUCUCGAUUAUGCCCCGUACGAUAGCUUACCGGUUUGGCGCAAGUACUCGACUCUCUUUCAUUCCGGCCAUGCCGAACCGCUGCUCUCGGCGAUGGUGCGAAUUAUGUGGCGCACGUGUAAGCACGCCGUGCUGGACCAACUGGGAAUUCCUCCACAAACUGAGCGCGUGCACUACAUCACCAUGUCGGAUCUGCAGAACUGCUUCUACCGUGCUGAACACAUGCAGUGCGCUCAGGCGUUCCACGAGAAGGCGCGAAAGAUCAGCCGCAGCCUUUCGAUGGCUCAGAUGAACAUACAAACGCUAAACAAACUGAUGGAGCCGCUGCGUAAGCUGCGACAGGAUUGCUCCAUACCAUCCGUUAUCUACGGCCGGAAUGCGCUACCAACGAAAAAGCUAUUAACGCCAACGGAACUACACAGUCACCUUGUCACGAGCAACGUGAACGAGUGCAAAUCGCAGCUAAGGACAGUGGUGAGCUCACUGAACGGCAUGGCGGCGAUCCAUAUCCUGGAGCGAAACUACGACCAAGCGUUGCGCCUAUACCAGGCCAGCCUGCGCUGGGCUGACGAUUACAAAGGAUCGAUCAGCGUCGACAGCUUGCUGCAGAUUCACGCCCUUCACAACAUGCUCGAUGUGGUGGGUUCGUUCGCGAGCACACUGGAUGAGGCUCGGAUGCCCACAGAGGCGGAAUUGAAAGAGUACCGGGAACGGUGCGCGGCCCUAGAGUGGCGUUACAUCGAGGUGUACGCCAAUAAAGUCCGCUCGAUUGAGAACACCCUGCAUCCAGCGAUCGAAAAGGUAGAAGAACUAGUCAACCCUCGGGGGAAGCAUUCCAACGACACCACUGGCAUCCUUGUGCGCGCCAAUGGUAGCUGGUGGCGUGAGCUUUUCCACUCGUUCGAGUCCAACGAUCAUCACACAGCCUUUUUGUACCGUUUGCUGCGAGGAGAGCACUCCAUGGCAUCCACCGACGUGCGUUCCUGGCGUGGGAUGGAUUUGUGGCUAACGAUCUGGCUGGACAAGGUGACCGGUCGGCGUAACGCGCUUAAAAAAGGCUUCCAUUCGAUAAAGUUUUUCGUCGACAAUCUGAAACCAAACCACCUGUGGGCGCCGAACAUGCAUGCUAUUAUUGAGAGCUUUAUACGGACCGCUUUCGCGUGCCAUCUCGAUCCGGCGCUGUUCCACGUGGACGAGAAUGGUGUGCGGACAGAGCAGCGGGUUUCGAGCACGAACCAGCACUCACCAGCGUCCCCGUGCAUGAUGUGCAAGGUGAAGGAAAAACUAACCGCGUUGGAAGAGGUGCUGUUCCUGCUGAAACAAACAAAGGUUACAACCGGCGGACUGUGGCAAAUGUCCUUGCAGGAGCAAAUACUGAAGCAAAUUCAUCAGUACGCAAGCAAGCAUCAGGAAUCGCUUAACAGAGAGAUCCUAGCGGAGGGUGAACAAUGGCUGCUGUACCUCGAGCGGCUGAAGCUUGAGUUCAAGGAGUACUCUCAGUAUUGGGUGGAAAUCAACUACACGGUUGCGGCUUACGAUGAGCUAGCGAUGUGCAAGUCGCGGUUGCAGCUGCUAAGCGAUGCCGAACACGAACAGAUGAGGAAGGAAAAGAAAAGUCCUACCAUCAUGCAGUUGCUCAAGAGUGAGCUGCCAGCCAUGUUGCAGGAGCAGCAAGAGGCGAAGGUGUCAGCCGAGCGGGCAUUCGUGCGCCUUAAGGGUACACUGAAGUAUUUAGAGCAUCUCAGCAUGAGCAAGGAGAUCGAUCCUUGCCCAAUCUGCCACGUUACGCCGGAUUCCAAGUAUGCCGUGUUACAAUGUGGUCAUCACUUUUGCAGCAUUUGCGCUAUCAGGUUGUUGAAGCUGGCGGCAGCCAAUUUUAACGUUACUUCUUGUGUUGUCUGUCGCCACCAACAGCACGUUAAGACAAUUCAAUACGUCACGCUCGUAACGACUGCCCAAACUAUGGUACGCGGUAGCUACUCUAAUAAAAUCUUCAAAAUCGUUGAAACUGUGCUCGAGCUGAAAGCACACGAGCCCGAUGUAAAGAUUGUCAUCUUUUCCCACUGGGAACCGAUACUCAGCCAAAUCGGUGUGGCACUACGCGAAAACGACAUCGUGUAUCGUGAGAAAUCAGCCAAGUUCUUUAACAUCAUCGCUGAGUUUAAGGACUUUACGCAAGGCGUUACCUGUCUGUUGCUGCCACUACGAUACGGUUCAAAGGGACUCAAUUUAACCGAGGCUACGCACGUCUUCCUGGUCGAACCUAUCCUAAAUCCUGGCGAGGAGCUGCAGGCAGUUGGGCGCGUGCAUCGUAUCGGUCAGACACGUCCGACGUUCGUGCAUCGUUUCAUCAUGAACGAUACGAUAGAGGAAACGAUUCAUGAAACCAUCCAAAAGGACCGUACCGGUCGCUGGCUCUCGAAGGAUGUAUCGGUUGAGCAGCUGGAGCAAUUGUUCCAGUUAAACGACACAAAUGACACAUUGGUUAUUGUAUAAACACAAGGGGUACGUGCGAGGAAGAGCGUUCUUUCAUUAUAUUUGGACAUCAAUGCACGUAUUUCUCAGGAACGUAACAACAGUUUUAUCAAACGGUAUUUAUUAUACAUACGUUAGAUUU